AAAAUUUCAGAUUACUCAUUUUCUCGUUCGGAAGAAAUCAGAACUGGGGUCUGCGACGCUGCGUCUUGUGUGGCUGUCUCCGUCUGGGCAUUGUUGGGUCUGCGACGCUACAUCUCGUGUGGCUGUCUCCGUGGGUGUCGUCCAUCUCUGUGGGUGUCUCCGAAUAAGUAGUUUUGCGUGGGUGUUUCUUCCAUCUCUGUGGGUGUCUCGUCCAAAUCUGUGUUGUGUGGGUGUCUCCGUGGCUAGCUUCAGGAUUUGUGGCUGUUUAGGCUGGGGAUGGAUGGAAUGGAAAGAAGGAAACGUCGCAAAGGCAAGGGAAUUGUACCAAAUAGCUCUGUCAAUUAACUCAACUAGUGAAAGUGCUGCUCGAUGUCUUCAGGCUUGGGGUGUUCUUGAACAGAGGCUUGGUAAUUUAUCAGCAGCCAGAAGAUUAUUUAGGUCCUCGUUGAAUAUAAAUUCACAAAGUUAUGUAACCUGGAUGACAUGGGCAUCAUUGGAGGAGGACCAGAGCAACUCUGUACGUGCUGAGGAAAUAAGAAACCUCUAUUUUCAGCAGGUCAGAUAUGGUCAAUAUUGUGUAUUGGAAUGUAAGUCAUGGAAUGUGUUGAAACUGUGUAUUGGAUGUAUUUUGAUGUGAGUGUAUUGGACUGUAUUGGAACUGCGUACUGGAAUGUAAGUGUGCUUUGAAUGGCCAUUUAUAGCAGGUUGGAGUUUUGUG
Messenger RNA from Juglans microcarpa x Juglans regia, 718 nucleotides. RefSeq names its product protein high chlorophyll fluorescent 107-like. NCBI's taxonomy places the organism in Eukaryota, Viridiplantae, Streptophyta, Magnoliopsida, Fagales, Juglandaceae. Gene Ontology annotation, cellular component: chloroplast. Bases 281 to 637 code for a protein of 118 amino acids. Gene Ontology annotation, biological process: regulation of translation; mRNA processing. The transcript has 4 exons. The record is from RefSeq and is a predicted model, not a curated record. Gene Ontology annotation, molecular function: protein binding; single-stranded RNA binding; mRNA binding.